AUGCUGUUCACUCUUUCUUACAGUCGCACGGCAUCGAAGGAGACAAAGUUUUCUCUUUCUUUUUAUAUAUAUAUAUAUAUAUAUAUAUAUAUAUAUAUAUAUAUAUAUAUAUAUAUAUAUAUCCAUCUAUCUCUAUCUAUUUAUCUAUUUCUCUAUCGCUUUCACUCCCUCCAUCUCUCUCCCGCUAUCUAUCUAUCUAUCUAUCUAUCUAUCUAUCUAUCUAUCUAUCUAUCUAUCUCCCUUUCCUCCUCCUCUCUCUCUUUCUCUAUCUAUCUAUCUCUUUCUCUCUCCCUCUCUUUCUCUAUCUAUUUAUCUAUCUCUCACUAUCUAUCUCUUUCACUCCCUCUAUCUCUCUCCCGCUAUCUAUCUAUCUAUCUAUCUAUCUCUAUAUAUAUAUCUUCCCCUCCUCCUCUCUCUCUCUCUUUCUCUAUCUAUCUCUUUCGCUCUCCCUCUCUUCCUCUCUUUCUUUAUCUAUUUAUCUAUCUCUAUCUAUCUCUUCCACUCCAUCUAUCUAUCUAUCUAUCUAUCUAUCUAUCUAUCUAUCUAUCUAUCUCUCCUCCUCCUCUCUCUCUUUCUCUAUCUAUUUAUCUAUCCCUUUCUCUAUCUCUUUCACUCCCUCUAUCUCUCUGUCUAUCUAUCUAUCUAUCUAUCUAUCUAUCUAUCUAUCUAUCUAUCUAUCUCUUCUUCCUCUCUCUCUUUUUCUAUCUAUUUAUCUCUUUCUCUAAUUCUUUCUAUCUCUCUUUCACUCCCUCUAUCUCUCUCCCGCUCUCUAUCUAUCUAUCUCCCUCUCUCUCUCUCUCUCCCUAUUUAUCUAUCUCUUUCUCCAUAUCUCUCUAUCUGUCUGUUUCACUCCUUUGA
Molecule: messenger RNA, 858 nt
Organism: Acanthosepion pharaonis
Lineage: Eukaryota; Metazoa; Mollusca; Cephalopoda; Sepiida; Sepiidae
Source: the annotation of a GenBank genome assembly